AUGGCUUCAUCAGUCAGCUUUUCUGACUUGGCCAAUCUGGCAGUUGGCAGCCCAGAGACUGGGGCAUUAAAUUGCAAUGCCUUGCAUGCUCUGCUCCAUGGUAUUAUAAGGCAUUUGAACAUCCAGGAUGCGAAAGCCCUGGGAGAUGAGACGAUGCGUCUUAAAGAUGAAGGUCUGGCCAUUAAAGGAGGUCACAUUUUUCCCACCAGUCCCAUCCUUGACAGGUGGGAAGUGGUAAAAAUAAAGAAGAUGGCUGAAGCUAACAGAGAUGGUUUAUCCACGGCCAUGGAAUUAAUACAAAACAUGGUCAAUAUGCUGAAGAGCGUCCAAACCAAACAACUGGACAUAGAGAGCCAUCUGAACAAUCUUUCAGAUGAGUUUGAGAGAAAAAAAGUGGAAGAGGAACACCAGCUGAGUGUCCUGAAGGCAGACAUACUGGACAUGUCAGUUAAACUGAAAAAAAUGAGAAAGAAGCAAGAGCGAGAUCAAGCCGCUACUGAGCAAAGAGUGGCCGAUAACACCUUGCGCUUACAGGACCAGUUGAAAAUGCUCUGUGAGCUUGAGCAGAACAAGGAUGGGGAGACGCUUAAACAAAUACAAAAGAAAAUAGAACAGCUGGAGAAAGAAUGUGCAAAGCUCAAAAACACCACAAAUUCCUUGAUCCAUAACCAUGAGAAGUCAGUGGUGGAAAAUGAUAUGUUUUUCGAAGCUUUGAAAAACCUUGAAGAGAAGAAAGCAGACAAGGAUGUUGUAGAGGAGCAGUUGCACACCAAAGCAGAUAAAUGCUCCCUAGAACAGACAGUGAGCCGCACACAGUUUGAUAGUGCUUACAAGAACCUGUCUAAUGCCAUCAAGGGCUUGCUGGGCAAGGUGACAUUACAAGAACAGGAAUGGCAGAUAUCUCUUGGUAAAAUCAAGACCGAGAUGCAGAAGAAAGUGGAGCACAGUGAGUUGGACUUAUUGAAGGAUAACAUAGAAGAAAGCUCGAUGGCCUUAUCUCAAAAGCUGAAGGAAAGACCACCACCGGCCAAGCCUGAUGUGGCUGCCGGCAUCCGCAGACAACUGAUUCCCAUCGCUAAAUGUCUCUCCUGCAGCCAUCCUGUGGAAUUGAAGGUGCCUAAACCUCCUCAAGCAUCAGUUCCACACUUUCCUGCUUUCAGCAAGGCUCAACCUCUGGCACCCAUCACCGCCCAGGGUGUCCAGACUGUCCAUCACAAAGGAAAGCACGUCACAAAUUUCUCUUAA
Messenger RNA from Protopolystoma xenopodis, 1245 nucleotides. The record is from the annotation of a GenBank genome assembly. NCBI's taxonomy places the organism in Eukaryota, Metazoa, Platyhelminthes, Monogenea, Polystomatidea, Polystomatidae.